Molecule: messenger RNA, 811 nt
Organism: Conger conger (European conger)
Lineage: Eukaryota; Metazoa; Chordata; Actinopteri; Anguilliformes; Congridae
Gene: barx1
Product: BARX homeobox 1
Exons: 4
Coding region: 1-744 (247 amino acids)
Biological process (GO): regulation of DNA-templated transcription
Molecular function (GO): DNA binding; DNA-binding transcription factor activity, RNA polymerase II-specific
Source: RefSeq, a predicted model, not a curated record
AUGCAGCAUCCACUGGAGAUGGGGGCUCAUUACUAUCCACCAGAUGCGCAUCACGACAACCGAUCCCACCGAUAUAGGAGUUUCAUGAUCGAGGAGAUUCUGACUGACCAUCCAGACCCAAAGGUGUCCGCCCCGGCAGGGGAGCUACUCAAGUUUGGAGUACAAGCUCUUUUGUCGGCACGGCCCUACCACAAUCAUUUAGUCUUGAAGGCCGAUCAGGGUAUCCUUAAGUUUCCAAUGUCACCACUGUCAUGUUCGCUCGGCGCGCCUUUGGGUUCUGCGCUCCUAUCCGGGGCGCCGGGCCUGCAAGUCGGCCCCGCUUCUCAUCACCUGCCGCUGGACCUCCACCUUCGCAGUAAACUGGACCCCGGGGGAGACGGAGGGAACAAAUCAAAGAAGGGCAGGAGGAGCCGAACUGUCUUUACUGAACUGCAGCUCAUGGGCUUGGAGAAAAGAUUUGAGAAGCAAAAGUAUCUGUCAACACCUGACAGAAUAGACCUCGCAGAAUCACUGGGCCUUAGUCAACUGCAAGUAAAAACAUGGUAUCAGAACAGAAGAAUGAAGUGGAAAAAAAUCGUCUUGCAAGGUGGCGGAUUGGAAUCGCCAACCAAACCUAAAGGCCGGCCAAAGAAAAAUUCAAUUCCCACGAGCGAGCAGCUCUCGGAACAGGAAAGGUCACGAGACACCGACCGUCAGUCAGAUGGCUCCUCCUCAUCCCAUUCCGACGUCAAUCAAGAGGAAUAGAUGUGACGCUCAUCCAUUUCCCCGAUGCAAACUGACUAUUGCUUCUAGGAUGUAUCGAAAUAUUUCU